AUGGUAGAAGAAAAUCAAAGGAAAUGGCACACAUUGCUGUCUCAGGCGUUGUGGGCCUACCGAAAUAGUAGAAAUACGUCUACUGGAUUUUCCCCAUACCAGUUAACAUUUGGAGUGGCUAGUACAACAACAUGUAUUGAUGAGGCAUAUGCACAAAGGAUGUGGCAACAACUGGAGGAGGUGGACACAGAUCGUUUGAAUGCGUUGGAUCAAGUGGUUAGACAGAGUGAGAUUAGAGCAAAAUAUUAUGGAAAAAGAGUGUCCCCAAGGUUGUUUAUAGAAGGAGAUUUGGUUUGGAAAACAAUUCUGCCUACGUAUAAGAAGGUGGACCAAUUAGGGAAAUGGUCUCCCAAUUGGGAAGGUCCUUUCAUCAUUUAUAAAGUGAUUGAGAAUGGAGCUUUUAUUAUUGUAAAUCAAGAAGGAAAGCUGGUACAUGAGAAUAUUAAUGCUAAGUAUCUGAAAAGGUAUUACCCUGCCUUUUCAGAACAUUGUCAUUAG
Andrographis paniculata is the source of this 498-nucleotide messenger RNA. RefSeq lists its product as uncharacterized. Bases 1 to 498 code for a protein of 165 amino acids. The transcript has 2 exons. Gene Ontology annotation, molecular function: nucleic acid binding. NCBI's taxonomy places the organism in Eukaryota, Viridiplantae, Streptophyta, Magnoliopsida, Lamiales, Acanthaceae. The record is from RefSeq and is a predicted model, not a curated record.